Messenger RNA from Sinocyclocheilus anshuiensis, 3232 nucleotides. RefSeq names its product LON peptidase N-terminal domain and ring finger 2 (gene lonrf2). Gene Ontology annotation, molecular function: ubiquitin protein ligase activity; protein binding. Lineage: Eukaryota; Metazoa; Chordata; Actinopteri; Cypriniformes; Cyprinidae. The record is from RefSeq and is a predicted model, not a curated record. The coding region runs from base 562 to 2061 and encodes 499 amino acids. The transcript has 12 exons.
UAUUGCAUCGCUGCAAACCUCCAGGCACUGAGACCUGAUGAACUGCAGAUUUUAGUUGAAGUUAUAGCGCAUACGAUCCGUACUAAAGAGCAGAAUGACUGUAAGACAAUAAGCGUGGGCUCUACCUUAGAAAGCAGAUGUUUUGAGAUUGACGAGAUAGACGAAGAGCAGAACUUAGACUUGUUUUCAUGUCGCCUUUGCAAGUGCUUAUUGACGGAACCGACGUCUUUGGUGUGUGGACACACUUUCUGUAAGUGCUGUCUGGAAGAUGACCUGGCAAAAGAGUGCAGAAGCUGCCGUUUAAAAACCAACAAAUCACCCAGGCAAUUUACUGUGGACGGACUCAGAGUAAAUGUUAUUAUCAGUGGCUUGAUUGGAAAAUGGUUCAAUUCGGAAAGCAAAGCAAGACGAUACUGGUCGGAAGGGGAAGGUCUUUGGAAAAAACUGGACUUAUCCAACGCAAUACUGAAGUUCAACACGGCGAUUGAACUAGUAAAACCCCUUCUCAUCUCCACAGAGCCCUGUGAAUGUCGGCUCCUGGCUAGGCGGGCAGAGCUGUUCAUGGAAAUGAAAAAUUUCGGUCAAGCCAUCAAGGAUGGGGACACCAUGUGCCGACUCCGUCCCCUGUGGCCAAAGGCUCACUACAUUAAGGCUGCAGCGUUCAGGAGCGCUGACCGCAAUGAAGAGGCUCUACAAGAGUAUUUCUGCUGUUUGGCUCUUAAGUCUGAUUGGAUUGCCAUAAAACUGGAGGCCCAAAAGAUCCUGAGUCACAUGGUCUCUUCAGUCUUUGUGACUGAUGGUCUGGCCACGUCCAUGCAGCCCCUUCCAGCUGUACCCUCCUCUCGUAUCAAACCUUCAUUCCUCCUCAGCUCUCUUCACUCCUCUCUUCCUAGAGAUCGAGCCAAAGAAGGCUGCUCCAAGGAACCAACACUCAGUUGCAGCAAGUUCAAAGAUGGGAACUCUUAUAUUUUACCAAGAUCUGAAAACAUGAACUCUGGCCUCUCUUCACCCUUUGUUCAACCAGUCCUAAAAAGGAAAUGGACAGAAGAUGCUAAGGGCUUUGAGCCACCCAACAAACAGCUUAAAGAAGAUAAUGCAUCUUCAUGUAAAACUCUCCCUACUUUUUCUGGGGAGAGGCAAGUUCCAUCACAGCUUUUGGACAGUGCAGACUUUGAAUGUUCUCUCUGCAUGAGACUGUUUUAUGAGCCUGUCACCACACCCUGUGGACACACAUUCUGCCUCAAGUGUUUGGAACGCUGCUUGGACCACAACCCUAACUGUCCCCUGUGCAAGGAGAACCUCUCUGAGUAUCUGGCCACUAGAGCGUACAACAAAACUCUUCUAAUGGAAGAAUUAUUGCAGCGCUACUUUUGUGAUGAGCUAGCUGAAAGGCAAAAAGUACAUGAAGAAGAGAUGAAAGAAUUGUCAAACUUGAACCAGGAAGUGCCCAUCUUUGUUUGCACUAUGGCAUUUCCUACCAUUCCCUGCCCACUGCAUGUUUUUGAGCCUCGAUACAGGCUUAUGAUUCGCAGAUCUAUGGAAACGGGAACGAAACAGUUUGGCAUGUGCAUUGCUGAUGAACUGAAAGGGUUUGCAGACCAUGGCUGUAUGCUGGAGGUGAGGGAUGUCAAGUUUUUUCCUGAUGGGCGCUCUGUAGUGGACACCAUAGGCAUUGCUUGUUUCAAAGUGCUCAGUCACGGCCAGAGAGAUGGAUACCACACAGCCAAGAUUGAAUAUUUGGAGGAUAAGAAGGUUGAAGGAGAGGAGUUGACCGAGCUCCUGAAGUUGCAUGACUCUGUGUAUGAUCAGGCCUUGGGCUGGUUCACCUCCCUUAAAGAUGAUAUGAAGAACCAAAUCAUCAGCCACUUUGGGCAGCUGCCUGUCAAAGACUCUGACCCACAGGGUAAUCCCAAUGGCCCUGCAUGGUGUUGGUGGCUGUUGGCUGUGUUGCCGCUGGAAAACAAAGCCCAGCUGACCAUCCUCGCCAUGAACGCUCUUAAGGAUCGGCUGGUCGCCAUCCGCAGGGUCCUCAUUUUUGUAACUCGCAAGCGGCCUCGAUGAUAAAUGUGUUCUUGGUCUAAAUAUGAUUAUCAAAAUGAACCUAUAGCUUGGGAAUGCUGAUUCAGGCUGGGGUCACUGAGGUUUCUUCCAGUGGCCAUCUUGGUCGUCAUUGCAGCAGGCAACCCUCACCAAUUAGUCACCUGGGACAUUGUUCAAUAAAAAUGUUUUGCAUCUUGAUAUGUUAAUUUAGGCUCAUUAGUUAGCAGUGGUGAUUUAAGUUGUAGUCAUGCUGUGAGAGAGAUCAUUAUUGAUGGCCUACAUUAGGAAGUUCUCAUUUAGUUCAGGUGCAAUCAAAUCGUUUACCAGUUUAACAGUAGCAACAAACAUGAAGACAGUGGGAACUUAGUUUUUUUCUUAAGCACCUUCGGUCCUUUGAAAAUACCACCUCUGUUUUGUGACUAGAUGGUGUGUACGACUGACCAAAUGCUUCCCAUGGGCUUGCAAAUAUCAAUACGGGCCUUAUUGUGUGUUAGUUAAAAAAAUCCAUGUGCUUCAGUUUGGAAAUAAGCACUCACCUUUUUUCCAUAUUGUAAAAGAUGAUUAAAGGAAAACUUAUUUAAUAUUACAUGUACUGUAACCCUGCUUUCUCUGUAUCUUUGUUUCUUAUACACAUUUAGAUGCCUAGGUCAUUCAGAAACUAUGAAUUCAGUCAGAAAUUGCAAUGUUCUGCUGAGGUCCAUUCAAUUUUCCUCCAUGAAUUUAAAAAGCCGCACUCUCCAACCUUGAAUACAGCCUUAAUGAUAUUCAGUAACAACCACAGGUGUGGUUUUUAUAUUUCAAGAGUCUGUUUGUGAUUUUGUCUUGAAUUGAAUCUUAAUUGGAAAAAAAUUGAAAAAAUCAGAAUGAGUAAAUUGUAAACUGGAGCCAAAUUGUGUAAAGUCCUACUGUAAAACAUGUUUGAACAAGCACCGUUUUAAUGCGUAUGAAACAUCAAUUGGAGAGUGCAGAGUGCAAUGUGUGGAUGGGGGCUUAUGUCUAUAUAACAAUCUUUAUAGACAAUAGGAGGCCUUUGAACGUUCACACUCAUUUUUCUUCUCAUUGUUCUUGUCUCUGUGAUGUGCAUGUCUUGUGUAUGUCCGUUAUCUACCUUUUCCUGUGCAAAUUACUACUUAAAUGCUGCAUUUAUGUACAUUUGUAAAUCAAUAUGAAAUAAAACAUUUUAUAUUUUAAA